Messenger RNA from Cornus florida, 1384 nucleotides. Its product is annotated as glutaminyl-peptide cyclotransferase-like. The record is from RefSeq and is a predicted model, not a curated record. NCBI's taxonomy places the organism in Eukaryota, Viridiplantae, Streptophyta, Magnoliopsida, Cornales, Cornaceae. Gene Ontology annotation, molecular function: glutaminyl-peptide cyclotransferase activity. The transcript is spliced from 11 exons. Bases 162 to 1142 code for a protein of 326 amino acids.
UCAAACGAAUCCCAGCGAAAGUACCAAUUACCAAACACAACCCAGUUGACUACCUAAGGCUGGCGCACUUUAGUGGCAUCAUUAUUCACAGCCAUGAAGGGGCUGAAUACGCAUUCCCAACCCUUCUCUCCAUAUCUCUCCUCAAACUCACACAGUCGUCCAUGGCGGGCCGAUCGGUUCGAAAGAGACCAAACAAGCAAUUGAACCCUAAGCCCCUUCCUUCCAUGGCCUCUUCUUCGUCGUCCUCUCGUUUUAGUUACAAAAAGAUCUCUAUGUUCAUUUCGAUCGUUUUGAUUAUAAAUAUUGUCGUUCUGUUGAGCAAAUCGUCGAACAUGUGGAGCAUAGGUGGAAUCAAUGCCCAUUCCAACAAUCUUUACUCCAUCGAAGUAGUCAAUGAAUUCCCUCACGACCCUAAAGCCUUCACCCAGGGGCUUCUUUACGGAGGAAACGAUACCCUACUUGAGUCAACGGGGCUUUACGGGCAGUCAACAGUCCGUAAAGUAGCUCUUCAAACCGGGAAGGUUGAGGCACUUCAAAAAAUGGAUGAUUCUCAAUUUGGAAAGGGUUUAACUCUUCUUGGUGAAAGGUUGUAUCAAGUAACUUGGUUGAAGAAAACUGGUUUCACAUAUGAUCGAUAUAAUUUAAGCAAAUUGGAUAAAUUUACUCAUCAGAUGCAAGAUGGUUGGGGGCUAGCAACUGAUGGGAAAGUUUUGUUUGGAACUGAUGGAACUUCAAUGUUGUAUCAGAUUGACCCUCAGACAUUUAAAGUCAUUGGAAAAAGAACUAUCCGGUACAAAGGUCAUGAAGUGCAUAACCUCAAUGAACUAGAAUAUGUAAAUGGUGAAGUUUGGGCAAAUGUAUGGCAGACCGACUGCAUUGCUAGAAUCUCAUAUAAAGAUGGUGCUGUCCUUGGAUGGAUUCUCCUGCAAAAUUUAAGGGAAGGAUUGCUAAUGUCUGGGAAAAAUGAUAUUGAUGUUUUGAAUGGCAUAGCAUGGGAUGAAGACAAAAACCGCCUAUUUGUGACCGGAAAACUAUGGCCAAAGCUGUAUGAAAUCAAGCUGCGCCCGUUGAAGAAGCAUGUUCAUGUAGACAUUGAGCACAUUUGCAUCCAAAUGCCAUUCCACUUUACAAAACAAGGCUAAAACAGAUAUAUACCUGACGAAACUGUGACAUGUUGCAUGAUGAGCUUAAGAGAAUUUCAAUUUUGUCUUCUUGUAUAUGUAUUUUUCAUGUAAAUUUCAAACUGAAGCACAAAAAACACAGAUAGUGGUUACUGAAAACGGAAUGACGAGAGUAGACUUAUAUAUAUAUAUAUAUAUAUAAAACACAUAUGUAUAUAUAUAUGUAUGCAUAAAGAGUUAGCAUGGGUCUCAAUGUUUCAUAA